AUGAAUCGAUUAGGGUUUAAAACGUUGGUGUACCAUGGUGACGUGUAUUUGGGGGAGCUGGACACUGUUCCUGUGAAGGAUGGGAAUUUCCAGUUCCCGAACAAUGAGAUUCGUAUUCAUACAAUCUCCCCCAAAAGUGAGAGAUGUCACCCUCUCUCGGUUCUACAAACAAUUUCCUCUGCUUCAGUUCGGUGCAAACUCGAGCCUAAUGCUAAUACAAAUUCCAAUCCGAAUCCUGAGCAUUUGAUCAAUCUCCACGCGUCUUGCUUCUACGAACUCAAGACGGCAGUGGUGCUACUAGGGAAUGACGAGGUUCAUUUAGUGGCAAUGCCUAGUAAGCAGAAGAAAUUCCCUUGUUUUUGGUGCUACUCAGUGCCGAGUGGUUUGUAUAGUUCAUGCCUAUGGAUGUUGAAUACUCGAUGUUUAGCGAUUGUGUUUGAUCUUGAUGAAACUCUCAUUGUUGCCAACACAAUGAAAUCAUUUGAGGAUAGAAUUGAGUCUUUGCGGGAUUGGAUUGAACGUGAGACUGAUCCGAUUCGGGAAUCUGGAAUUGUAGCUCAGAUGAAGAGAUACGUUGAAGAUCGGGUAUUACUGAAGCAGUAUGCAGAGACUGAUUGUGUUGUGGAUGGUGGGAAAGUGUAUAAUGUUCAACAUGAGGAGGUGCCUCAGUUAUCUGAUGGUAUCGAGCGGGUGGUUCGGCCGGUUGUUAGAUUGCCAGAACAAAAUGUUGUUCUUACUCGCAUUAAUCCUGAGGUUUUCUUUACUGGUGAAAAAAUCGGUGUUGGGAUGGGCAGGACAAGGAAGGAUGCCCAGCAACAGGCUGCUGAGAAUGCCCUUCGUGGCUUAGCUGACGAGCCCAAAACUGUCAAUGUCAGAUUCAAAUUACGGAAGGAAUGUGCAUUUGGCCAGCAAUUCCUAAUUGUAGGAGAUGAUCCAGUUUUCGGUUUGUGGGAUCCAGCAGAUGCUAUUCCAUUGAAUUGGUCAGAUGGACAUGUAUGGUCGGUCAAGCUGCAACACCAUUCUGCUGAGGAGUAUAGAUGA
Messenger RNA from Fraxinus pennsylvanica, 1041 nucleotides. Lineage: Eukaryota; Viridiplantae; Streptophyta; Magnoliopsida; Lamiales; Oleaceae. The record is from the annotation of a GenBank genome assembly.